AUGUUGGAGCACUCUUCUGAGCUGGCCCUGGUGCAGAGUUUGUAUGCCAACAGCAUGCGCUGUCCCCAGUCUGCAGCCGGGAUCUCUGUCAGGAAUGAGGACCUGCCUUUGAGUCGACUGAUGUCUUCUGGCGACACAAUCAAUGGCAACGGCACAAAGAUGAACGGGUCACUGGAACACCUGGAUCAGCCUGAUCCGGAUUCAAUCAAAAUGUUUGUGGGGCAGAUCCCACGUACCUGGUCUGAAACGGAGCUACGAGAGCUGUUCGAACCCUUCGGACCUGUUCACCAAAUCAACAUCCUCAGAGAUCGCACCCAGAACCCCCCACAAAGCAAAGGAUGCUGUUUUGUAACGUUUUAUACAAAAAAAGCUGCACUGGAUGCCCAGAAUGCUUUGCACAACAUAAAGACCUUAACUGGGAUGCAUCAUCCUAUUCAGAUGAAACCCGCAGAUAGCGAGAAAACAACCGAUCUCUCUUUUCCUGUUGCAGCGGUAGAAGACAGAAAACUGUUCAUUGGAAUGGUCUCAAAGAAGUAUGGUGAAAAUGAGGUCCGGAUGAUGUUCUCCUCAUUUGGUUCAAUCGAGGAAUGCCGAAUUCUGCGGGGUCCUGAUGGGCAGAGCAGAGGCUGUGCGUUUGUCACAUUUGCUACCAGGGCAAUGGCACAGAAUGCAAUCAAAACCAUGCAUCACUCUCAGACUAUGGAGGGCUGCUCCUCACCUUUGGUGGUGAAGUUUGCUGACACACAGAGGGAUAAGGAGCAGAGGCGCCUGCAGCAGCAGUUGGUACAGCAAAUUCAGCAGCUCAAUAGCGCCCCCUGGGGAAACUUGGCUGCACUGGGAGCUCUCACACCUCAAUAUCUGGCUCUGCUGCAACAAGCCACAUCUACCAGUAACCAGAGCACUUUCAAUGGCAUUCAGAGGCUAGGAGGUAUGAAUCCACUGCAGCUGCAAAACCUGGCUACCUUAGCUGCUGCUGCGGCAGCUGCCCAGAGCUCUGGCAGUCCCUCCUCCACCAAUGCCUUCUCUAGCACUGGAGCCUUGGGAGCUUUAGCCAGCCCAGUUGGUUCAACAGGGUCCAGCACUGGAGCAGCCAUGAACCCUUUGGCCUCUCUGGGUACUCUGCAAGGCCUGACCGGAACUUCUAUGGGCCUCAACAAUCUGAAUGCACUCACCAACAGUGGUAUGGGAGUGAUGAACGGAGGGCUGGGAGCCUCUCUGGCCAAUGGCUCAGCUGCCAGCUCCAUGGAUGCUCUGACUCAGGCUUACUCAGGGAUGCAGCAGUACACCUCUGCCCUGCCCUCUCUCUACGGACAGGCCCUGCUACAGCAGAGUGCUGCAGGCAACCAGAAGGAAGGGCCAGAAGGGGCCAACUUAUUUAUCUACCACCUGCCCCAAGAGUUUGGCGAUCAGGAUCUCCUGCAGAUGUUCAUGCCUUUUGGAAAUGUGGUUUCUGCCAAAGUCUUCAUUGACAAACAGACCAAUCUUAGCAAGUGCUUUGGGUUUGUCAGCUAUGACAAUCCUGUGUCUGCACAAGCUGCCAUCCAGGCCAUGAAUGGAUUUCAGAUUGGAAUGAAAAGGCUCAAGCUCAAAGCUAGCACUGCGAGGAACAACUCUCCAUGCCUGUUUGCUCAUCAUUAG
Messenger RNA from Knipowitschia caucasica, 1638 nucleotides. The record is from the annotation of a GenBank genome assembly. Lineage: Eukaryota; Metazoa; Chordata; Actinopteri; Gobiiformes; Gobiidae.